AUGCCCCAGAUUUUUCCUAGAAAGAAGAAGAAGGUGAUAAAACCAGGACCUGUCACAACAAAAGAUGGAAUUCCGCUAGAUUAUAUCGUUGUCAUCGAUUCGGGCUCUAAAGGUUCCCGAGUUUAUGUAUAUAACUGGUUGAAUCCACAGCAUGCUUUUGAAGCUGGAAUUGAUAUUUCCAUGAAACCUAAGAUCAAACUACAUCGGAGAAUGUCCUUUGGAAAAGAAAGACCCGAGGAUGAUAACUCUGAUCUCGAAGAAUCCGAUACGGACUCGGCCCUUGAGCUGGACCCUAAUUCUCUCGAUUCUACUAAACCGGAUCCGAAACGUACAGUUCGUCUUCCUUUUGUGAAUACGAAGAAACGCUGGCACAGAAAAAUGUCUCCUGGUCUUGCGAGCUUUAAUGAAAGCCCAGGGAAAGUGGGAAACCAUCAUCUUAGUUAUCUUCUUUCGUUGGCAAGCUCUGUAGUUCCCAAAUCGGAACACUACCGUACCCCCAUAUUUUUGCAUGCUACGGCCGGAAUGAGACUUUUGCCUCCUAACGAACAAGAACCGAUUAUGGAAAACGUCUGUCAAUAUUUGCAAUCGAACUCUGAUUUUUACCUUCCUCAUUGUCAAUCGCAUGUGAAUAUUAUAGACGGCGAUACAGAAGGUUUAUAUGGUUGGCUUUCUAUCAAUUAUUUGAUGAAUUCUUUGGACCACCCUGAGGACCACGAUCAUGGAAAAAACCACACGACAUAUGGACUUUUGGAUAUGGGUGGAGCUUCAACUCAGGUAGUUUUCCAGCCUAACACUACAGAGUCAGAAGAGCAUUCCAACAACUUAUAUCACGUUUUACUCCUGGAAAUUCCUAAACUCCUUCCAAAGAACACAACCGUAACCCAGAUGGGUAACUAUCUGAAGCCACAAACUCUCAACUUUGACGUUUACUCUGAUAGUUUCUUGGGUUUCGGUAUGUUCCAAGCCCAUCACAGAUAUAGAAAGCUCUUGUUGGAACAAUUUAGACAUGAGAAUGACUUACCGGGUGAGGUUUAUCUGUUUCGUACUCCGAUUCCAGAUCCUUGCUUACCUAAGGGAUACACCACAAGUGACAUCAUCGAUGAUCACAAUUUAGACUUUGUUGGGGAAAGCAAUUUUGAUAAGUGCCUUCAAUCAAUCUUUCCAGUACUAGCUAAUGCUACCCAUGGCGCAGGAACUGGGACUGAUACUUUCAAUGGAGAUUGUCAGCUGCUUGACGCCACAACCAGCGUUAGCUCAUGUCUUCUUAGCGACUUGAUACCAGCAUUUGACUUUGAUAUUAACCACUUCGUUGGCGUCAGUGGAUAUUGGGAUGCCAUUAACCAGAUUCUUACGACAGAGAGCAUAAGCCACAAGGCAAAUAAAACAGACAAAUACGAUUAUACGCUUAUCUACUCCAAGAGUAAGCAACUUUGUCAGCAGCCUCUACAAGAUCUUUUAACUAUGAAUGAGUUCAACAAGGGAAAAGCCCAUUUACAGCAAGAUGAUUUGGUAGAGCUUUGCUUCAAGUCAUCAUGGAUCCUUAAUUUUCUUCAUGUUGGUCUUGGAUUUCCACGUUUUGGCAUUGAUGACAUUCCAAAUAAGGACGAGAAAUUCAAGCUGCUCCAGUUGGUGGACAAAAUGGGCAGCCGGUCGUUCUCUUGGACUUUGGGCCGCGCCCUUCUUUAUGCCAAUGAUGAAUAUGUACAAGCAUUCAACAAUUAUUCGUCUUCUGUUGGGUCUGAUUCUGACAGUAGUUUGAAGAGGCCAGGGUAUUACUACACCGCGGCUGUGGGGUCUUAUUAUUUUGGAGCGGAGUUCAAAGAUGUUCCUCCUCGCCCUCAGUAUGUUCCUGCUUCACCAGAUGCAAAGUAUAUCUACUACGAUUAUGAGAACUCCUACAAGCAAGGAAAAGAACUGAAAUGGUACAUCAAGCCACACCGGUUUACGGAGAGGUUGUUUUCAUCGUUUUAUUCUUCAUUGCUGUGCUCUUGA
Messenger RNA from Clavispora lusitaniae ATCC 42720, 1992 nucleotides. Its product is annotated as GDA1/CD39 (nucleoside phosphatase) family protein. Gene Ontology annotation, biological process: UDP catabolic process. Gene Ontology annotation, cellular component: Golgi apparatus. The record is from RefSeq and is a predicted model, not a curated record. Gene Ontology annotation, molecular function: UDP phosphatase activity; GDP phosphatase activity. Lineage: Eukaryota; Fungi; Ascomycota; Pichiomycetes; Serinales; Metschnikowiaceae.